Messenger RNA from Lotus japonicus, 1369 nucleotides. Its product is annotated as mitogen-activated protein kinase kinase 6. Gene Ontology annotation, molecular function: ATP binding; protein serine/threonine kinase activity. Gene Ontology annotation, cellular component: cytoplasm. Gene Ontology annotation, biological process: protein phosphorylation. Lineage: Eukaryota; Viridiplantae; Streptophyta; Magnoliopsida; Fabales; Fabaceae. The record is from RefSeq and is a predicted model, not a curated record. The transcript is spliced from 8 exons. The coding region runs from base 98 to 1162 and encodes 354 amino acids.
UUGUUCAAUUCCUCUUUCCCUUUCAACCCUGAAUCAGUGAAUCCCAAGCUCCACACAACACAACAACACUCACUGAAAUCCCUAAACUACCAACAAGAUGAAGACCAAGACGCCAUUGAAACCACUCAAGCUCGCCGUUCCUGCUCAGGAAACCCCCAUCACUUCAUUCCUGACUGCAAGUGGCACAUUCCAUGAUGGAGAUCUUCUGUUGAAUCAGAAAGGGUUGCGUCUCAUCUCUGAAGAAAAGGAAUCAAGGCCUUCAGAUGCUAAGGAGCUUGAAUUUGACUUCUCACUGGAUGACCUUGAAACCAUCAAAGUGAUUGGAAAGGGCAGUGGUGGUGUAGUGCAACUUGUUCGUCACAAGUGGGUUGGAAAAUUGUUUGCUUUGAAGGCCAUUCAGAUGAAUAUACAAGAGGAAAUUCGAAAACAGAUUGUUCAGGAACUGAAAAUAAACCAAGCAUCACAGUGUCCACAUAUUGUAGUUUGCUACCAUUCAUUCUAUCAGAAUGGUGUUAUAUCUCUUGUAUUAGAAUACAUGGACCGGGGUUCUCUAGCAGAUAUAAUCAGACAAGUUAAAACAAUUCUGGAACCAUAUCUUGCUGUAGUUUGUAAGCAGGUAUUACAAGGCCUUGUUUACUUGCAUAAUGAAAGGCAUGUCAUACAUAGGGACAUUAAACCUUCCAAUCUAUUAGUCAAUCACAAAGGGGAGGUGAAGAUCACUGAUUUUGGUGUGAGUGCUAUGCUGGCAACCUCAAUGGGCCAAAGAGAUACAUUCGUCGGAACUUACAAUUACAUGUCGCCGGAAAGAAUCAGUGGGAGUACUUAUGAUUAUAGCAGUGACAUCUGGAGUUUGGGUAUGGUAGUACUUGAGUGUGCCAUAGGACGGUUUCCUUAUAUACAAUCUGAAGAUCAGCAAGCCUGGCCUAGUUUCUAUGAACUUUUGGCAGCAAUUGUGGAAAGCCCCCCACCUUCUGCUCCAUCUGAUCAGUUCUCCCCAGAGUUCUGUUCAUUUGUGUCAUCCUGCAUCCAAAAGGAUCCUCAGGAUAGAUUGACAUCCUUGGAGCUUCUGGAUCAUCCUUUUAUAAAGAAGUUUGAAGAUAAAGAUCUAGAUCUCGAGAUUUUGGUAGGUAGCUUGGAACCUCCUAUAAAUUUCCCCAGAUAAUUCUUAUGAUGUAGUUUGUAAAAUUUGUACUUGACAGUCAUAGCUCUUAUCAGGGAAAUUUCUCUUGUCAGUAAUGCUAUAUAGUAUACCAGUAUCAGUCCUAAGCUUGUUGACUACAUUACAGUUUCCUGAAACUGAUUUGUGUAAUAGUUCUUUCUUGUUUGUACUCUCCUUAUGGAUCAUAGUUACAUAGAUCCUUGAGCGAAA